Hyaloperonospora brassicae is the source of this 408-nucleotide messenger RNA. NCBI's taxonomy places the organism in Eukaryota, Oomycota, Peronosporomycetes, Peronosporales, Peronosporaceae. The record is from the annotation of a GenBank genome assembly.
AUGCCAUCACUGCGCGCGAUCACUGCUUCUCUUCUCGGUCUGUUCUUGCUGACUAUAUCGAGCGCUACCGACGCAGCUCAACGCCAGUCGGAUGGAACCCCACAGCAUGUGCGCGAUGACGAAGUAACGGCAGCUACGCCCGCCCAAACCGCGCAGCUCCUUUCGGCCUUGCAAGUGUACGGUACCAAGAACAAAUGGUCGGUAUGCGUCUUCACGUCCAAUGCUCCUGUGAAGAAGGGCAACGCUUACGCCUACUUCAUGGUCGGGUGCCAGGUCGACGAGGCCUUUGCGGGUGCUUGUCCCGACCUGUAUACCUUUCCCAAAUGUGGCAACUACACGGUCGUUGUCUCGAGUCCGGAGUCGAAGAAACCCAAGGUGAAAUCGGUCACGGUGGUAAAUCUGAUGUAA